Eremomyces bilateralis CBS 781.70 is the source of this 306-nucleotide messenger RNA. RefSeq lists its product as uncharacterized. Lineage: Eukaryota; Fungi; Ascomycota; Dothideomycetes; Eremomycetales; Eremomycetaceae. The record is from RefSeq and is a predicted model, not a curated record. Bases 1 to 306 code for a protein of 101 amino acids. The transcript has a single exon.
AUGGCUUUCCAAGGGGCUCCUUGGACCAUGUUUACAGCCUGUAUUGCUGCGGCAUCAAUCAUCUCCCUAGCGCGAGAAUCUGUCGGCGGUGAAACCUUCCAGGAUAGAAGUAUGGAGGAAGAAGCCGAGCAAGACGUUGAUGAAGAAGUAAAUUGGGAGUACGAGGAACUGGAGGAGCAGGAGGAAUAUGAGAAGGUUGGUGUCGAGCGCCGGAGCGCAGUUGAGCUUGUAUCCUUUUCGCUGGAGCCCUAUGAAUGUGCAUGGAGACGUGGGCGAUAUUAUAAUUUAUUGGAACGAUCCUCCUGA